AUGCUUAGCGACGUCGUUGUUUUGCUUCACGACAAAGCAACUCCUCCCAAGUCUGCACAGACCCAAAACCUGAUCGCCUCCUUCGGAUGGGAACAGUUGAAGUAUCCAUCGCACAUCCUAGACCUGGCUCCGAGUGACUUUCAUGUGUUCCUGCAUUUGAACAAGUUUUUGGUAAGGCAGGACUUCCACUCAGACGCUGAUCUCACAGGAGAGACUGGAGAUUGGCUGACAUCGCAGGCACCAGCUUUUUACGAUGAGGGCAUUCAGAAGCUCGUCCCACGAUACGACAAAUGCCUCAACAGUUCUGGUAACUACGUGGAGAAGUAG
Molecule: messenger RNA, 327 nt
Organism: Aplysia californica (California sea hare)
Lineage: Eukaryota; Metazoa; Mollusca; Gastropoda; Aplysiida; Aplysiidae
Product: histone-lysine N-methyltransferase SETMAR-like
Exons: 1
Coding region: 1-327 (108 amino acids)
Molecular function (GO): nucleic acid binding
Source: RefSeq, a predicted model, not a curated record